AUGUCUAGCAGCUUACAGACCACUUUAAAGGUCAAGAACCUUUUUCUCAAGCUUCACAAUGAAGGUUUAGGGUUGGAGCUUCAGGGGACGAAAGGCAAGGCAUAUAUCAAAACCCUCAUCAGGCAUCUGUGGAGAUUGAUACGAAAUUCAAAUUCUUCUCUGACGCAUCGAAAAAGGGCACAGAUUAUACUCAUAACAUUGGCAUUCACUUCUGUGACGGCAGCGUCAGGGAUUACAUAUGGGGUUUAUUCGCUAUUUUCAAAAAUUAGGUCAGGCGGCUUCACAAAGCGGCCAUUGAUGAGAAGAACAAGAUCCCAGAUUCUUCUCGACAACGGUGCUCGUGUCAUGUACGUUCCAUACCAGGACGGUCUGGAAAAGAAGAAAAGGAUCCUAAUCCGGCCCAAGAAUAACGACUUGUACGAGCAUGACAAAUUCCGAUUCAAAUACUUUGGCAUGAACAAAACGUCACAACUCUUUUACUCCAGAUUUCUAAAUCAGCUCAGCAUUUUAUAUCGGAUACUUGUACCUAAGCUUACAGACAGAAACUCAUUCCUACUUAUAUUCCAAGUGUUCUUCCUCAUUAUGAGAACUUGGUUGUCGCUUUUUGUUGCUCGCUUAGAUGGACAAAUUGUGAAAGACAUCAUAUCCGGUCAUGGCAGAAAGUUUCUCGUUGAUUUGAUGUGCUGGUUUUUGAUUGCAUUUCCUGCUUCUUAUACUAACAGUGCCAUCAAGUUUUUGCAGCGAAAACUAAGUUUAAACUUCAGAAUAAAUCUAACACGAUACAUUCAUGACAUGUAUCUCGAUGACAGGCUGGCGUUCUACAAGCUUGCUUUUGACCAACAGUCAACAAAUUCCGUUGUAGUUAACAUCGACAAUUCCAUCACUAACGACAUUACUAAGUUCUGUGACGCAAUCUGUUCUGUUUUUGCAAAUAUUGCCAAGCCUGUCAUAGAUUUGGUUUUCUUUUCAGUUUACCUACGUGACAAUUUGGGGACUUUGGGUAUUGGAGGCAUAUUUGUCAAUUAUUUCAUAACGGGCUACAUUCUGAAGAGGAUGGCUCCACCUCUGGGAAAACUCGUAAGCAAGAGAUCCAACGCAGAGGGGGAUUACUACAGUUAUCAUUUAAAUCUCAUCAAUAAUUGUGAGGAGAUUGCAUUCUAUCACGGUACUAAGGUUGAAAGGACAAAAGUCAACGCAUUAUAUGACCUUCUCAUGAAGCAAAUGCUAUUAGUCGAUCGAGUGAAAGUUAAUUAUUCGAUUCUCGAAGACUAUGUUUUGAAAUAUACAUGGUCUGCUCUAGGCUACGUAUUUGCGUCUAUUCCUAUAGUCAUCACUACAAUGACAACUGGAAUCAAUAAUGAAGAUGUGAACAUGAGGGAAUUCAUUGUAAACAAACGACUAAUGUUGUCACUUGCGGACGCGGGUAGUAGGCUGAUGCAUUCCAUAAAGGAUAUUUCACAACUCACGGGAUAUACAAACCGGAUUUUUGUUUUACUGGCGGCUUUACACAGAGUUCAUUCGAAAGAUUUUGAUUAUGGAGCUUCGACUGAGAACACUGAAAUGUCAAUUAAGAACGAAAGUUUGGUUAUGAAUAAAGAAACGAUCCGUGGUACAGUUCAAAGGAACUUCAACGGAAUUAGAUUCGAGAAUAUUGACGUGAUAAUACCCUCCAAGAAUGGCAAGGAUGGAGUUAAAUUAAUCAAUAAGCUUACAUUUCAAAUUCCUCCAGUCAUCACAUUGGAUGCGACCAAUUCGGAUUCACAGCUUGGAAUUAAUCACAAACUUAUUUUCCAUGGUCCAGGAAGUAGCCUCUUAGUGCUGGGCUCUAAUAGCUGUGGUAAGAGCUCUAUUCAAAGAAUUAUCGCCGAAGUCUGGCCAAUUUAUAACAAGAACGGAUUACUCUCGAUUCCUUCUCAGUCAGAACUCUUUUGUAUUCCUCAGAAACCUUAUUUCACUCAAGGAGGUACUUUCAGGGAUCAGAUUAUUUACCCCAUGGCUACGGAUCAGUUUUUUGAUCGAGGUCAUAGGGACAAAGAGUUAGUUCAGGUCUUACAAGAAGUUCGGCUCGACUACCUUUUGAAAAGAGAUAAAGGUUGGAAAUAUCUGGAUUCAUUGGCAGAUUGGAAGGAUGUCUUGAGUGGUGGUGAAAAGCAGCGCAUGAAUUUUGCGAGAAUUAUGUUCCAUAAGCCUCGAUUUGUUGUACUUGACGAAGCAACGAAUGCAAUCAGUGGCGACAUGGAAGAUUAUCUAUUCAAUUUAUUGAAGAGAUAUCGUUUCAACUUCAUCACAAUUUCACAGCGACCAUCUCUGAUUAAAUAUCACGAUUAUGCGCUUGAAAUCGGGCCAAAUGAUUCGUGGCGUUUACAGACAUUAGGAACAGACGAAGCUAUUACAUCUAUUGAAAAGCAAAUUGAAACGUUGGAGCAAAAAUUGAAGAAUGUUCAGAAGUGGGAAGAAGAGAGAAGUACUUUAAUGACCAAGCUAGCUCAUAUAUAA
Messenger RNA from Lachancea fermentati, 2496 nucleotides. The record is from the annotation of a GenBank genome assembly. NCBI's taxonomy places the organism in Eukaryota, Fungi, Ascomycota, Saccharomycetes, Saccharomycetales, Saccharomycetaceae.